AUGGAGUUGCUAUGUGGUCCUGAUGGUGAGCUUCCUGAGAAGUUAAGAAAUCUAGAAACUCGGCUUAUUAAAUUAGAUCACGGACAGCGGGACAGGGAUCCCAAUGUCCGCUGGGAUGAUGUUGGCUGCAAGACGGCGCCUCACAAAGAGGCUGUAUAUUCCACUCCCCACUUUAGAAAGAACGUGCUUGAGAAAGAUGGACUUUUCAACCUUUCAAAUGAAACUACUGAUGCUAUCCGCAGAUUAACCAAAGGCUACUCAGGACCUGAUAUGAAGAAAGAAGAUAUGAGGCUUAUAAACCUUCAGGGCUUUGAAAAGGCGUUAGAAGAAGUAAGGCCAUCAGUCUCACUCAAUGAACUCGGAACCUAUGAGAAGUGGAACAUGCAGUUUGGCAGCUUGUCUCUGUAGCAACCACUCGCUCAAUCAGGAAAGAAUAAUUUGAAUAACCCUCUUUAUUGAUGCAUAGUACUCCGUAUUAUUUUUUUCCUGUCAAUGAAUAAGUUCCUUUCUAUGAUCUUUAAAAUAAGUUACUAUAUUAUGCAUUGCUGACACCCUUAGAUGCUCAACCAGUACCUACUAGCUGUGCCUCCCCCACUAGCUCUAAAAGGGUAUUAAAUAUUUUGCUAAACUAUUAUUUAUAAUAUGUUAAGUUUUGAAUUAGAGUUUUAGUAAUUCCCAUCCUUCCACUAGACUGAUAUUUAUGCUGAUUAUUUAAGUGGGCAUAUUUCUGGUUCAUGUCAAAAACAUACUCUUUCUUAUAGAGCAAUCGAUGCAUGUGAUUUUGUCGUGCAAAAAUUAAGUAUGGUCACGUUUGGGCACGUUGGAAUUAACUAGAAAACAUGACAACUGCAUCACUGGAGCAUCUAUGAUCUAACAAAAUAUCCUAUAUAUUUUACUAGAAUAGUACUUCCCUCAUGCCUAUAUUAUUAAUAUAAUGACCCGUUUUUGUUUUACAAGUACAAGAUUUUUAAGUGUUUAAUACUCCUACAAAAGUAAACAUGCGUGUUCUAUCAGACACAACAUAUGUUUACUUUAUAAUAUUGUGGACAUCAAUAUCAUCAUAUAUUAGUAGUAUUAUAUAU
This is a messenger RNA of Salvia splendens (bonfire salvia), 1082 nucleotides long. Its product is annotated as ATPase family AAA domain-containing protein FIGL1-like. The record is from RefSeq and is a predicted model, not a curated record. The coding region runs from base 1 to 408 and encodes 135 amino acids. The transcript is spliced from 5 exons. Lineage: Eukaryota; Viridiplantae; Streptophyta; Magnoliopsida; Lamiales; Lamiaceae.